UUCGAUGUCGUAUGGCGGUGCAGUUGCUUCUUAUUGUAUGUCAUGUUUGGUGAUGGAAGAAGUUGACUCAUUCUGCAAAAGGAAAACCACAAACCAAUAUAGAACGUUUUGACUUAUCACAGGGCUAGCUGGAGUCCAGUACCUACCAACUCCUUGUUUUAAGCUUAACGUUAGUGCUAACUCGUUUCCCUGCCACGUUGCCUUGGGUCUUCAACUUGAAUUAGUAUAUUCAUAUCCUGAUGCUGAUAUGAUAUGAUAUGUCUUCCACUCUGCACUAGCAGUUCUAUGUUUUUUUUAUACUCUAGAAAGCAGUUCUAUUUUUCUGGGGCACAUUGUUGACUGUUCAACUUUUGUACUAACUGCAAAUUCUACUAGACCAGAGAAUAUAGUACUAGUAUUUUGGUAGAUCGUAUUCUGUAUUAUUUUUAUUUUAACUAAUAACAGGACAGCUGGUGGCUGAAAGGGUUAUUUCCCUUGAAAAUUAUAUAAGUGGAGUUGAUAAGAGGCCCGCCUCAAACUCUCAAAGCACCUGCUUGUUUGGCGCCACCUCUCAUCUGUUUGUCGUUUGCUUACUCCUGCGGAUUCAUCAUAUUCCAGUCUUUACAAGCUGCCAUCAAGAUGUUGCCGCUUGAACAUAAGCCCGGGCACUGAGUUUUUUGGAUGGCAGUGACCUGCAGGACCUCCAAGAUAUCUGCCUUCCGUGGUUGCAAUUCUUGUGGGUCCUACUUUUAAUCUUGCAAGUGCUUCAAAGGGAAGGCCUGCACUGCAAGGGAGUAGUGAGGGAGGCAGAGUUAUGGGAGUUGUGCUUCUAGAUUUCUCUCACAAAUUGAUCAAACGACGAGCUUGUCUACGGUGGAAGCAAGCAGGCCGCGCAUCUUACCGUUGCAGCUAGUAUUUUCUGGCAGCUUGCUCCCAGUCUGCAACUUCUCUUUGCUGUGUUUGUUGCAUGAGGUUUGAGCUGUGAGCACAUGGGGUUGAACACAGAAUCGUUGCGAGGCUUGUGUUCUGAUCGUCUAUGGAAGUAUGCAGUAUUUUGGUCAAUCAAAAGCGAGAAGCAUGGCAUCUUGACUUGGGAGGAUGGCUACGUCGACAAGAUGACCAAAAACACGAGAGAUCAUUACGGGGGCUCAGCUGAUGGUGACAACCAGAUAAUAACACCUACUUCUAACGAUGGCCAAUAUCAAAGCUAUCCAUUUUGCCCCAUCGAGGCAGCAUUACUGCGCAUGUCUAGUCAUUCGUAUUCUCUUGGAGAAGAAAUUAUUGGUAAAGUGGCCAUUAUGGGACAACAUUGCUGGAUUUCUUCCAGUGAUCUUCGUUCAACUUUGGUGUACAAGUAUCACGAAGACUGGCAAUUUCAGUUUGCAGCAGGAAUCAAAACAGUUCUACUUGUACCAGUUAUUCCUUAUGGGGUUCUUCACCUGGGAUCUUUAUGUAUGCCUCAGGUUUUGGAAAGUUCAGCACUGGCGACACACAUGAAGGACCUGUUCUAUAAGAUUUACAAUCCCUCAAUUCCUCAUAAUCCUUCAGCCACAGGGUUCUGCUACUCAAAUUCUUUGAAAAGACCUACUGCAGAUGUAUCGUUGGAUCCCGCAGAUGUUCUGGCCCAUGACUUAUUUGAUGUGAUCAACAAUUCUGCUCAGCUAUUUACCAUUGAACACCUUAGUCUACCACAUCCGUUCACUCCGUCCGAGUUUCCAAUGUUAGAAGAUGUCAUUACAGGAGCGUACGAUAUUGGUCUAACAACUUGCUCAGAUGAGAGUGAUCUGUGGACCAAUGUUCAUGAAGCACCAUCUGAACUCACUCACUGCAAGACACUGGUCGACCCGGAGAUGAAAAACCUCUCAUUUAUGGAUAAGUUGAUCAAUUCCAACAGCAAACUGAGUUGCACAUCAGUAAUUAACAUACAAGAUGCGGAUUAUAAUAAUAUUGAUGAUUUUAUUCUGGCAUAUAUGGCACAAGAAUAUCAGGAGCACACAUGUGGCAGCACUUUAGUUUUAAAUGAUGAUGUUGUAACUUCAGAUUCUUCAAUUCACUCAAAGAUGCACAAAGAUCUUGAGGCAAUUCCCAGGGAAGAUAUUGAGAGCUUCAUGUGGCAUGGUAGAUUGAAACAACAAGAGUCUACAAGCCACUCUCUCCUUCAAGCGAAUGGAAAUAAAGCAUAUUCUUACUCACACCUCGAGACCAAUGAUUAUGCUGAAUUCUUAGUGGAUGCUAUAACCAACCAGGUUGGUAAUAUCCCAAACAGUUGCUCGUAUCACUCGACUGAUUCUUCGACUUCAAGUGAAACACAAAUACAGAGAGAAGAUCAUGCACUGAGGUUGGAUUCUUCGACUUCAUGCGGAACACAAAUACAGAGAGAAGAUCAUGCACUGAGGUUGGAGGAAUCGGCAAUCCCAGAUCCCUUUGGUGGUCGAGAAUUUUCACUUACAUCAGUCGAAGAAGGCUUCAUGACUUCCAAAAUGACUGUUUCGCUCCCGAAGGGAAUCAACAGGACCAUGACUGAAGAAUGCGUGGUUCAUACAAUUCAAGACAUGCACAGGGAAAUUUCAGUUGAAAUAAAGCAUGAAGGCGGAAAAAAAGAACUGCACAGACCAAGACCGAGAGACAGGCAACUGAUUCAAGACAGGAUGAAGGAGUUGAGGGAGCUCAUUCCAAAUGCAUCAAAGUGCAGCAUUGAUGCUCUCCUGGACAAAACAAUAACACAAAUGCUGUUCCUCCAAAGUGUAUCGGAGAAAGCUGAGAAGCAGCUUCAGAACAAAACAAGAAAUGAGAAGUUCGGUAACAAGGCCAAGAAGAAGCUGGAAAACUGCCCGCUGAGAGUGGAAGAGCUCGAGGAACCUGGUCAUCUUCUCAUUGAGAUAUUGUGCAAGGAGUAUGACGUCUUUUUCGAGACUGCGCAUCUGUUCAAGGGCCUUGAGGUCAGCAUACUGAAGGGAGAGCUGGAGCAUCGUUCUGGCCAGCUCUGGGCUUGCUUUGUUGUUGAGGCUUCCAAAUGUACAAACCAGAUGCAGAUUCUUUGCCCACUGAUGCACCUCUUGCAGAGGAGAUGAUUCCAUUGCCGCGUGUUCAGACAAGUGCCGCCUUGCAGCUAGUCCAGUUUCCGUUUCAAUAAGAGUGUGCAGUUACAGAAUAUACUGUUUCAUUGCAGACAUCUGUUUCCUUCUCUGAGACAUAUGGCAACCCAGAGUUGCUUAUGCUGUUACAGAAUAUACUUUGAUCACAGGACUGUGAAAUGCUAUGGUGUGAAAGGAAUGCAUUGUGUACCAAAAGUUCAUCAUAUGAAAGAUGCCUAUAAACUACUUAUUCAUUCGAUUUUUUUGAUUU
Messenger RNA from Triticum urartu, 3324 nucleotides. Its product is annotated as transcription factor EMB1444-like. Gene Ontology annotation, biological process: regulation of DNA-templated transcription. The record is from RefSeq and is a predicted model, not a curated record. Gene Ontology annotation, molecular function: protein dimerization activity; DNA-binding transcription factor activity. NCBI's taxonomy places the organism in Eukaryota, Viridiplantae, Streptophyta, Magnoliopsida, Poales, Poaceae.